AUGACUAUCAAGAACAAAAGAGGGUGGUGGGACGAGGAAUGUACGGAGAGCAAGAGGGAAGUGAGGAAAGAACUAAGGAAAUGGAGAAAAGGGAAAGGAGAAGCAGAAAGAUACAAAGAAAGAAAGAAAGAAUAUAGGGAAAUGUGUGAUAGAAAGAAGGAGGAGAAAGAAAGAAUGAUCAGAGAGAUUGGAGAAGCGAAAACGGAGGGAAAGGUAUGGGAGUUGAUAGGCAGAGUAAGGAAGAGAAGAAGAAGGGUGAAUGAAGAGAUAAAACCGGAAGAGUGGAAGGAGUAUUUCAUGGAUCUGAUGGGUGGAGUGGAGAACAGAGUGGUAAAGGGAGAGGGAGACAGAAGCAGACAGGAAGAAGAAGAGAUAGGACUAGAAGAGAUAAGAAACGUAAUAAAGAAACUAAAAACGGGAAAAGCAAUAGGCAAUGACGGGAUACCUAACGAGGCAUGGAAGUACGGAGGAGAAGAAAUGGAUAUGGGAGGUAUGCAAACGUGUCUGGAGAGGUGA
Molecule: messenger RNA, 516 nt
Organism: Temnothorax curvispinosus
Lineage: Eukaryota; Metazoa; Arthropoda; Insecta; Hymenoptera; Formicidae
Product: histone-lysine N-methyltransferase, H3 lysine-79 specific-like
Exons: 1
Coding region: 1-516 (171 amino acids)
Source: RefSeq, a predicted model, not a curated record